This is a messenger RNA of Didymodactylos carnosus, 865 nucleotides long. NCBI's taxonomy places the organism in Eukaryota, Metazoa, Rotifera, Eurotatoria, Philodinida, Philodinidae. The record is from the annotation of a GenBank genome assembly.
UGAGUUUUUCUCCAUGAAGAAAUGGCUUUUGGAGGCUCGGAAGGUGUUAUUCGUAAUCAGCUCGUUAAGCUGAAUCUGAAUAUGUAUAACAACGCCAAAAAAACAAUUUCACUUGAAGUUUGCAUUACGUGCAUCUUAAUUUUGUUCUCUUUUCAUAUUAUUUAGACGUGAACGUAACACAACGAUUCAUCCUGAUAAUCGUGUUGAUGUUGAAUUAUUGCGCGAACGUCAACAACAGCGAGAAGAAUUUACCACAUCACCAUCUUCAUCUCCUGCCUCGUCCACUACCACAACAAGAUCGACAUCUUCACUACUCGGACAACCAAGACAUGACACAUGUCCUAUUUGUUUAAAUGAAUCAACAUAUUCAGUUGAAACAAACUGUGGACAUUUAUUCUGUGGUAAAUGUUUAAUAUCUUAUUGGCGCUUUCAGCCAAAUUGGUUAGCAGGCAUGCGUUGUCCUGUCACAGUUCUCCUGCCCUGUUUUACAGCAGAUGAACAACAAUCAACAGAUGUUGAUAAACAAACAAUAAUAAAUGAUUACAAUGACUUUAAUCGACGAUUUUCUGGAGCACCAAGAACGUAUUUAAAAGUUCAUCCAGUGUAUUUGGAAUAUAUUCGUGAUAUACCUGUAUUAAUUCCUCAUUUAAUUCGUCAAAUAUUUAGUGUACACGGUAUCCAAUGGGCAUAUCGUCUGCGAUUUAUUACCAUCUUCUUAUUAGUCAUUGCCUAUGUCAUUAGCCCAUUUGAUUUGUUACCAGAGUCUGCUAUCGGCAUUCUUGGAAUGUUAGAUGAUUUAUUUUUAUUUCUUUGUAUGCUUAUCUAUGCAAGCGUUAUUUAUCGACAACAGCUCUCACAAAGUUAG